CAGAUAGAAAAUCAGCUGUUGGAUGAUCACAGAGGCUGACAGGGAGGACUUCAUACAAGAACACCCGAAAAAACAACAACAAGAUGGAGUACACAUUCAGAGCAGUAACUCACACCCCUGGGAUUAUAAUCUGGAGAAUUGAGAAAAUGGAGCUGGUUCAAGUCCCAGAGAAAACUCAUGGAAACUUUUAUGAGGGAGACUGCUACGUACUUCUGUCUACUCAGAAGGUGAGCAGCUCUCUGUGUUAUGAUAUCCACUACUGGAUCGGCUCACAGUCCAGUCAGGAUGAACAGGGUGCAGCUGCUGUUUACACCAUCCAGCUUGAUGAAUAUUUGGGUUCCACUCCGGUCCAGCACCGCGAGGUUCAGGACCACGAGUCUGAUGCCUUCAGGGGCUACUUCAAAAAUGGAAUAAUCAUUAAGAAAGGUGGAGUUGCAUCGGGCAUGAGGCACACUGAAACCAACACCUAUGAUGUCAAGAGGCUGCUUCAUGUCAAAGGGAAGAAAAGAGUGAUUGCAAAGGAGGUGGAGAUGAGCUGGGAGAGCUUCAACCUCGGAGAUGUGUUUUUGUUGGACAUUGGCAAGACCAUCAUUCAGUGGAACGGACCCAAGUGUAACAAACAGGAAAAGCUUAAAGGUAUGUUGUUGGCCAAAGACAUUCGAGACAGAGAGAGAGGAGGCCGGGCAGAUAUCAGAGUGAUCGAGGGUGAAGCAGAGGGUGACUCUCCUCACAACAUGGAGGCCCUGAACGGUGUUCUUGGAGAAAGAACAUCCCAGCUGAAGGAUGGACCUUCAGAUGAAACUGCUGACCAAGAACAGAAGUCAAAACUCACACUUUACCAUGUGUCGGAUGCUGAUGGUCAGAUGAAGGUCACAGAAGUUGCUACCAGACCACUGGUUCAGGAUCUCCUCAACCAUGAUGACUGCUACAUCCUGGAUCAGGGAGGAACGAAGAUCUUUGUGUGGAAGGGGAAGAAAGCAAACAAAGCUGAAAGACAGGCUGCUAUGAGCAGAGCUUUGGACUUCAUCAAAACGAAAAACUACCCGAUCACUACAAAUGUGGAGACGGUGAAUGACGGGGCAGAGUCAGCUCUCUUCAAGCAGCUGUUCCAGAAGUGGACCGUAAAGGACCAGACUCAAGGUCUGGGCAAAGUGCAAACGAGAGGGAAAGUCGCUCACAUCACACAGGAAAAAUUUGACGCCUCUCUGAUGCACAUGAUGCCUGAGGUUGCUGCACAGGAGCGAAUGGUGGACAAUGGCACAGGUCAAGUGGAGAUAUGGAGAAUUGAGGAUCUGGAGCUUGUUCCUGUGGACCCUGAAUGGUACGGAUACUUCUACGGAGGAGACUGCUACCUGAUCCUUUACACUUACACAGCUAACAACAAGAACUGUUACCUGCUCUAUAUAUGGCAGGGGCGUCAUGCGACACAGGAUGAAGUGGCAGCCUCAGCAUUUCAGGCUGUGGACUUGGAUCAGAAGUACGGUGGUGCGCCUGUUCAAGUGAGAGUAACAAUGGGCAAAGAACCGAGACAUUUCAUGGCGGUUUUCAAGGGGAAAAUGGUCAUCUUUGAGGGCGGCACAUCUAGAAAAGGCUCUUCUGAACCAGAACCACCAAUAAGGUUGUUCCAGGUCCACGGUUCUGACCCAUCCAACACAAAAGCCAUUGAGGUUCCAGCCCUGUCCUCCUCUCUGAACUCCAACGACGUGUUUUUACUCAAGAGCCAAUCAGGAAUGUAUCUGUGGUGCGGAAAGGGAUCCAGCGGAGAUGAGAGAGCCAUGGCAAAGGAGGUCAGCUCUGUGGUCGGCCAGAAAGGCUGUGAGGAGAUAGUGGCGGAGGGGCAGGAGCCCCUUGAAUUCUGGGAUUUGCUGGGUGGAAAGGCUCCGUAUGCCAAUGACAAGAGGUUACAGCAGAAGGUCCCAGACCACCAGCCGCGCCUGUUUGAAUGCUCCAAUAAGACGGGCCGUUUCAUCGUCACUGAGGUGACUCAGUUCACGCAGGACGACCUCAAUGAGGAUGAUGUCAUGCUGCUGGACACAUGGGACCAGGUGAUUCUCUGGAUCGGUAAAGAAGCCAACGAGGUAGAGCGCAAAGAAGCGGUGGUCACAAGCCGAGAGUACCUGCGCACUCACCCGGGCGGCAGAGACCCAGACACCUCCAUCGUCCUGAUCAAACAGGGAUUUGAACCUCCCACCUUCACUGGUUGGUUCAUGGCCUGGGACCCCUCUAAAUGGAGUAGAGGACUGAGCUAUGAGGAGUUGAAGAAGGAGUUGGGAGAUGAUGCAGCGCCUGUUUUUGUUCCAACUGAGCAGAAUGCUGUUCCUGAAACUGAGAAAACCUUUGAGCCUUUUCCACCUGACAGUUUGGUCAACAAACUCGCCAACGAGCUGCCUGAAGGUGUUGACCCAACUCAGAAAGAGAGACACCUGUCUGACUCUGACUUCACCAUCGUAUUUGGGAUCACCAAAGACGAUUAUGCGAGCCUGCCUCGGUGGAAACAGCUGAAAUUGAAGAAAGAAAAGGGGAUGUUUUGAUUUUUUAUGUUUUCUGUACUUGAAAUAAGACAACAGAAUGCCUCUUUGUGUCGUCUAAUUACUGACUCUCCACUUUAGCUCAGUCUCCUUGUUAGCUGUCAUUUUAAACGUGUCUUUUAAUCGCCUGGUUUUAUCGUGAUUCAUACAUAUGUGUCAAAUCGGUACAAUUCUUGAAUUAUUUUCAACCUGUGAUCAUUUUGUACAUUUGACACCAUUUAAUUAAGAGCUCUUGUGAUAUUAUUUGAACUCUCAGUAUGGAAAACAUAAAGCGUAUUGCUUGUUCUGGUGUGUGUGUGUUUGUUUUGUUUUUGGCUACUGAUACUACUGAAAUAACAGAUUUUAUGCACACUGAAACGUCGCUUUAAUCCUGUAAAUGAAGAAUUUCAGUCCCGAUGAAAUGAAUACAAAAUCAUGUCAUAAAAGACCAACUGCUGAACUG
This is a messenger RNA of Larimichthys crocea (large yellow croaker), 2970 nucleotides long. RefSeq names its product advillin (gene avil). Gene Ontology annotation, biological process: cytoskeleton organization; barbed-end actin filament capping; actin polymerization or depolymerization. Gene Ontology annotation, molecular function: actin filament binding; phosphatidylinositol-4,5-bisphosphate binding. Gene Ontology annotation, cellular component: actin cytoskeleton; cytoplasm. Bases 84 to 2531 code for a protein of 815 amino acids. The transcript has 20 exons. The record is from RefSeq and is a predicted model, not a curated record. NCBI's taxonomy places the organism in Eukaryota, Metazoa, Chordata, Actinopteri, Sciaenidae.